GGGCCAGUCAGGAUGUCAGAUCGUUCAUGCAAAACUUUACCUUGCAACGAAGCGCAAAAGAUGGCAAGAGAUGCAAGGUGCAAACGGUGAAACCGAAGAACGGAUGGAAAAUGGCCCCGACAAAAAAAGCCCAAAAGAAGAAACACACUUUAAAGAGAAGAAGAAAAAAACUUGCAAUGCUGUGAUACUGAUACAUUUUAAUGAAGUUAAUUAAAUCUAAAUGCCCAGCAUUCGCUGGCUGCCCUGCCCCUGCUGCCGCCGUUUGCUGCUGUCGCUCUGGCACCGCACCGAUUGCUGCUGCACACUAACACGUUCGUUCGUUUGUUCACCCGGUCCCGGUACGGAAGAAAAGGGCAAAGUUGGGGAACACGUUUUGAGAAAGGUCAGGGUGGUGGUGGUGGUUAUUGGCGCGAAUGGUUCAAGAUUUAUCAAAUUACACCUAACAGCGCAGAGAACAGAACAGCUUCUUACUCUUCAUUGUUUCGUUACGUUUAGAGUUUGUUCGAUAUUUAGUUCUUUUUAAAUGGCUAAUUUUUUUACGAUUUAGUUUCUUUAUUUUUGCUAUUUUCUUAUAUAAAGCUUAAAAGACUAACUCGUAGCUAUCAUUUUAAUUGCGCAAUUGCAAACUGUCUGACAGUAAAUUUUCCAAAUUUAACCACUUUGAAUGUUUUAGCACCCAAACAAUGUUUAAACGUACCUAAAAGUUACCGAAUUAUUGUGAUUUUAAAUUGACACAGCUACAAACAAAAGUCUAUAACAGAGUGGCAAUAUAAAGAUGAACACUGGGAAAAGGGAAAAUUACAACAAGAUGAAGCAAAAAAAAAAACAGCACAGCCAAGGAAUGUUGAACAAGCAUCCCACAGAUUCUAGAACAGUUGAUCAGAUGGAAAUAAAGCAGCCAUGUAAGAACAAAUAAGAAAAUAAACCAAUAAACAAAUUAUUUAAAUUGUGUUCGUGCUUCCGAGCCCCGUUUGAACGAACAAAAUACGUUGAGAAAUGCAACAGCCCACAACCAUUAUCCUUCAAAACACAAACACAUGGUUACCAUAGCAACGGUAGCUAGCGGAAGAAUUGUAAACAAAAACGUACCGCGUCCCUUUAGGGACGAGCGGUCGACUCCCUGCUUCCUGUCAGUUGCACAAAACAGCGACCAUAAAGUGCCACCAGAAAAAUGCCCGAUUCCUCUCGAACGCUCGGCGAUAUCGACGAUAUCGAUAGUGCCGAGCUGCGGACACAGCUGAAGAACUGGAUCGAAGAGGAAGGCAUCGAGACGAACAUUCAGCUGCAGAUGAAGAAAAAUUUAAUCGAAAAAAUGAGCCGCACCGCUCUCGGGAAGAAAAUCGCCCUCAAGCUGCAGACCCAGCAGGGCAUCGUGCUGUCCCCGCUCGUGCUCGUGCUGAACACGCUCGUGGCCGAAUUUCUCUACACACAAAACUGCCACUUUUCGCUGUCCAUCUUCACGAACGAGGUACCGUUCAAGAACACGCUGCCCGACUUCACCCGGUCGGCCAAGUUUCGGCUGAGCCGGACCGAGCUGGGCGAAAUCUUCGAAGCGCUCGGCAUCGAACACUACGACGGGCUGGUGGAGAAGUACGACAAGUACGGCACCGGCCAGGGCAGCCGCUCACUCCUGUACAUCGUGUUCAAGACGAUCCUGGCGGUCGUCAAGACGCAGGAAGCAAAGUUACGCCACCUGAAGCGGCUAGACAAACGGAAAACAUCCGCCCAGACGCUGCUGAAGAAGCUGGAGGUGGAAAAGCUACACAAGAAUGUGGAAAAACUGCUCCACCGGGUAAAGGCCGUUGGCAAAGCGAUCGUAGAGCUGGAAAAGAGUCAACAGCAAACGCUACAGGAUGGCGCGAACGGGGAACAGGGGAAAAACAUGAACGAGCAGGCGACCCUAGACGAUGACCAGUCCGCCCGUUCGUUGCGCGUUUGUUCGGAGAAUGUUUGCAAGCUGGUCGAACGGUUGGAAACGUGUACGAAAAUGUUCGAACAGCUCAUCGAAACCGUACGCCAGCAACGCACGGAAGAUGUGCAGGACAAGGGCGAGCUCGAGGGUGAGGUUGAAGAGGACGAACCACGCCGUGACAAGCCAAAAGAAAAGCGAAAGACUUACACCGAGUUCCUGCGGGAGUUGAAAACGACCGAACAUGGUAAAAAGUAUGUGGCGAAACUGCAGAAACAAGUGACCAAACUGCUGGACAAAGAAAAACAACAAAUUGAGGCAAAGUAUGAGAAAGAGUUGCGGAAGCUUAAGCUGGAAUACGAGGAAAAGCUAGCGAAAGCGCUAGCGGCAGCACGAACAGAAACGAUCGCACAACAAACAGCGCAACCCGCACCAAUCGUCCGCAGCAUUCAAACCGAGCCACACCCCAUUGACGCUACGAGUGAGGAAAGUCAGCAUUUUAUGCGCAAAAUAGACGAAAAGCUUGACGAGCUGUACCGCCAGGAGCGGAACGUGGACGACAAGCUGGCCACGCUGCGGGACGAUCUGCAGCGGCAGGAGCAACGGCAAAGCCGCUACUUCGAAUCGCUAAAAGCGGCCAAAACGAAGGAAACCAAACUGCAGGUGCUGCACAACGUCGAGCGCGAGCUGAUGGCCAACUUCGAGGACGAAACGAACGCCAUCAUACAGAACGCGAAGCAAACGAUCGAGCAGCUGGAGAAGGAAAGCGACAAGAUCAAUCAUUCCUUUCAGCGCUAUUUGCGCAAGCAGCGCGAAGACAAGCGGAAGCUUAUCGACGAGAAGGUGCAAAUCUGGACGCGCUACAACGAUGAGAAGCUCGAGCUGAACCAGCGCGAGCUGUUAAACGAAGAGUUUGAGCGGGAGAUGAUGGUGGAGCCUGUUGCGAUUGUACCGGAAAUUGUAGUACCGGUGCAUCGGCCGGAUACGGGCGCAACGUUCGCGAAUCCUUUCCGUGCGUUCGAUCCGCUCAAAUACCUGAAACAAUCGCGUCCGGUCGAAAGCCACACGGUGGAUGUUGCGAUCGGCACCAUAUCCGAGGCGGGUAUGCAAACAUCGACAGCUGAUGAAGAGCCAGAAAAGAUGGAAACAGUCGAGCGACCAAUUCCUGCCGCCCGAGCGGCCAGCAACGCGCAGCUUUCGGACGUUUUGGCGAAGGACACGCGUGAGCUGCGGCAAAGCAUCGAAGAAAAUCUGCAAAAGCUAGACCAGAUGAGUCGCACGUACUCGAAAUCGCAAAGCUCGUCCGACAAGCAGGUGCCGUUUGCGCCUCGCAUUGAAGUGGCACAACCGCCACCGGCUCCACCACUGCCCAUGGUAGAACCAUCGUCUAAUAGAAGCUUGGAUGACUGUUCCAGCACUGAGUUGGGUUUGUCGGACGGGGAAGUUGUGUUCCCCUCCGUCCCUACGCAGCCAGUUCCCGCUGCAACACUGAACGAUUCACACGACCUCAUUGACUACGCAACACAGAACACGCAGAACGAAAAGCGCAAGCUGGAACCGGCCACAAUGGCGGUUGCUGUGAGCUAUAGUGACCUGUCGAUCAGCAGCGUCAGUGUCGCCAGCAGCAAACUCACCUACGACAAGAGCCAAAGUUUGGACGGCGAGCUGGAUCGCAUCUCUACCGGGGCCCGUUCGAAUGCAUCACAAAACAGCUGGUCGUAA
Molecule: messenger RNA, 3631 nt
Organism: Anopheles merus
Lineage: Eukaryota; Metazoa; Arthropoda; Insecta; Diptera; Culicidae
Product: GRIP1-associated protein 1-like
Exons: 2
Coding region: 1172-3631 (819 amino acids)
Source: RefSeq, a predicted model, not a curated record